UAAUAUUGUACUUUAAUCGGGCAGACUGGCAGAGGUGAAGCUAGGAACGCAGUUCAUUUAAGAAUGCAGGAGACCACCAAGCUGCAACUUGUUAGAAGUAGCUGCUCGUAAAGAAGGAAGAACUAUCAUUUAGGAGAGAUAUACACGGAAGUCGAUGUACCCCAGGAAGAACAGGUUUAAAAAAUGGAGGAGUCAAGAAAAAGAGAUGUCUAUUAUUAUGCUCACAAUCCAUGCUAUGUUCUUGAAGAAGCUCUAAAGGCUAUGUUCAAGUGUUUUGGUUUUGAGACUCAGCCCAGAGAGGAUUCUUCAAGCUUAGAACAUAAAGAUGAGUUGCUCGCUGGAACGAGUACUCAAGAUACUUCUUUAAUCAGUGAACAGGUUGCAGAUACUCCCUUAACAUCUGACCCUGACCCACCAUCUGCAACAACAGACCCAGAAGCUGAUGAUCUUCGUUCCAACGCAGAAACUUUUGGACUUGCUGAGACUGUAAUGGCUGUGCGCGUGCCUCCAAGGCCACCAAUAAGCAGAUCACGGAUUGGUCCACAGAUUAAUUAACUUCAAUCGGUUCUGCUCUCAAUUUAAAGAUAUCUUAUCUGUGGGUCAAAAACCUUGCUAAAAUAUUCUAUAAUGGGUGCCCCGGUCGAGUACUAGUUGUCUCUAUAUGUUUCCUCUUCUCCUAUCAUGUAUAAUAUGGUUCUGCUUAUGUUACAGAUCUACUACUGAAAAGAAAUCUGUGUUGUGUAAAAUGUAGGAGCUAGGGCAUGUCAUCCACUUUUCUUUAUGCAUGGAUUGUAAAUCUUCUGAAAUCUGUAACACAUGAAUUUUGUUGAUGAUGAAUGGUCUAAUUAAUUCAUAUAUA
Messenger RNA from Carya illinoinensis, 859 nucleotides. RefSeq lists its product as uncharacterized. The transcript is spliced from 2 exons. Lineage: Eukaryota; Viridiplantae; Streptophyta; Magnoliopsida; Fagales; Juglandaceae. Gene Ontology annotation, biological process: innate immune response. The coding region runs from base 184 to 555 and encodes 123 amino acids. The record is from RefSeq and is a predicted model, not a curated record.